CUUCUUCUGACCGCAGAAACUUUCAUAUCUUCACCAACUCCACCAACACUUCCCUCCUGUUCCUGCUCCGUGUCUACCUAAACAACAGGAGGCGUGGUGCCGACGCUCCGCCCACUUCUCACGGGAGCGCGCACAGAAUAAAAACAGGUGUCACGUGACGCUUUGAACCGACGUGACAAGUCUUCGAUGACGUCGUUGCUAUGGAGACCGAGCACAAACACGACGCGUUUCAAGGUGUUUUUCUCACACUUCUCACAGGUAAGGUGGAAAAAAAACCUCGCUGUUAUUUGACUUUACGCAGGUCGCGCGAUGAACCGAGUGUUUCAGUCACGUUAACGGACAGACGGAGGUUUAAUGUGAGGAGGGAAACGACCGGAAACCACGAACUGCUCAUUUUAUGAAGACAGAGAAGAGGAGAGGAGCUGAAGGAUAACUCCGUCGGAUAUUAAACAAACGAGCAUCAGCAGCAGAGACGAGGAGGCGUCAUGCCGAAGAAAGCCAAGAAAGGUGGAGGAGGUGGAAAGACGGAGGAGGAGAGACUCCUGUACCUGCAGCAGAGAGCUCAGGCUGAGGAGGAGAUGGCCAAGAAGAAAGAGGAGAUACUCACACUGUUCCUGAAGGACAAGUUGCAGAAGGAGGAGAAGAACACUGCAGUGAACCUGCUGAAGCUGAACGAAGGCUGGAGGUCGAUUCUCCGUCAGACUCGAGCCGCUGAGCUUCGUAAAGACAUCACCGUCCUCAGUCAGACGUUUGAGAGGCAGCUGGACGGCCUGAACAACGUCAUCAAGAAUCUGGAGCGUGACCUGCAGGAGGCGGAGCGUCAGUCGGCUCAGGUGCGGCGGGUUCACCUGCAGCACCUGGAGCGUCUGUGGGCUCAGCAGGACAAACGGCUGAUGGUUCUGCAGCAGCAGUGGGAGGACGCCCUGCACCACCUGAGCUCCAGGUUCAGAUCUGAGAGGAAGCAGAUGUUGGCACAUUCUCAGCAGCAGCGAGCUGAUCUGGAAGAUGCGACGUUCACUGUGGAGCAGCAACACAAAGAAGUGAUGAACGAAAUCCACAGACUGUACAGCGAAAGCAUCGCGUCAUACCAGAGCACUCACGAAGACCGGGUGGCCUCUCUGGGCAUGGAGGACAAGGUGGGGCUGAAGGCGAAGGCUCUUCAGAACCAGGAGACUCUGCAGCUUCGCAAAAAUGACUCAGAGAAGCUGGAUGAACUGGUCCUCAGAAACCAGCGUUAUAUUAAAAUGACAGAAGAAGUCACAAAAACAAUCAAAGAGUUGCAGGAUGCCAUCUCUCAGCAGAAGGUGAAGCUGAAGUCCAGUAACAUAGAAAAAGAGUCUUUGGAACAAGAUCUGAAGGCCGCCAGAAACGAAGGGAACAAAAGGACUCACAAGCUCCGCGAUCAGCUGACCCAGCGUCACUCAGCGGCGAGGAAACAGCUCGUCGACCUCACUGUGCAGAGCAACAGCGCUGCCAAAAAACUGCAGGCAGUCAUUGCCAAGGGUGAGAGGGUUUUACGCGUCGCUGAAAUGUGCCGAAAGCUGGAGGGCGAGCAGGAAAACGUCCUCACACCGUCGUUGGUCGUAGAUAAUCAAAGAUCUGAGAGGGAGGAACUGACAAAGGAGAUACCUGAGUUUCCGGAGCUGCAUCAGGUGACGCGUCGCAUCAACGCCGCUCUGCUGCAUCGAGAAGCUCUGAAGAAACAGAGAGACGAUCUGAGCCGAGAGAACCGGCAGCUGAGGCUCCUGCUGCGUCAGCACCUGGACGCCAUGACGGUCAGCGACCACACCCUCGACGGACCCCACGCUCUGCUCGCCGUGUACCAGGCCCCGACCACGACCGCUCCGUCGGACGCCGGCAGACGGCACACCGUCAUCGAGGCCGUUCAUGCCGUCAAACAAUCUCUGUAACACACACAUGCAGAGGACUGUUAAUGAAGCUCUGAUAGUUUGAAUAAAGAACGAUGACGGGUUUUCACACGUCUACACCUGUUAAAUAAACCACUAAGAAUAAUUUA
This is a messenger RNA of Lates calcarifer (barramundi perch), 2017 nucleotides long. It is a transcript of the gene drc2, whose product is annotated as coiled-coil domain containing 65. The transcript is spliced from 10 exons. Lineage: Eukaryota; Metazoa; Chordata; Actinopteri; Centropomidae. Bases 486 to 1910 code for a protein of 474 amino acids. The record is from RefSeq and is a predicted model, not a curated record. Gene Ontology annotation, biological process: axonemal dynein complex assembly; regulation of cilium movement; cilium-dependent cell motility. Gene Ontology annotation, cellular component: axoneme; axonemal dynein complex.